ACAUACGGCGACGCACGGCGAAGCAGCGCAGUAGCGUACGGAGCAGAGGGUGCGGAGCGAGCGCGGCGAGAGGAGUCCGAGCAAAAGUCGGACUGGUGACGGGGAUCAUGCAGCCGCCAGGCUACGAUUCGGACAGCGAAGACGAGCUCCCUCCAACAUGGGAGGAACGGGUCAGCCUCGAUGGCAGGGUCUUCUAUGUCAAUCACACGGAGAAGGUGACCCAGUGGAGGCACCCCCGGACAGGAAAGAAGAAAAACGUACCUCAGGAGCUUCCCUUUGGAUGGGAAAAGGUUGUUGAUCGUGAGGGCAAGGUGGUGUACGUGGACCACGAGAGCCGCACGACGAGCCUCACCGACCCGCGGCUGGCGUUCGCCGUGGAGGAGCAGGAGGGCGGCGAGGAGGGCAUCCGGCAGCGGUUCGACGGCUCCAGCUCGGCGCUGCAGGUGCUGCACGGCCGGGACCUCAGCGGACGCGUGGCGCUGAUCACCGGCGCCAACUCAGGCAUAGGCUACGAGACGGCCCGGUCGCUGGCCUACCACGGCUGCCGCGUGAUUUUCGCCUGCCGCGACCUGGAGAAGGCGCGCGCCGCCGUCGACACCAUCAGAUCGGAGCGCGCCAACAGCGUGUGUGACGUCAUUCACCUGGACCUGGCCAGCCUGGCGAGCGUGCGCGAGUGUGCCGCCGAGUUCCACAGGCGCCACAGACAUCUGCACAUGCUGAUCCUGAACGCGGCGGUGUUCGCGCCGCCGCACACGCUGACUGAAGACGGGCUCGAGUCGCAGUUCGGUGUGAACCACCUGGGCCACUUUUACCUGACCCUGCUGCUGGAGCCGGCGCUGGCGCGCACCCGCGGCGCCCGCGUGGUGGUGGUCUCCUCCGAGUCGCACAGGCUGUCUCGUCUGUCUGCGGAGGAUUUCACGUUGGAGAACCUGUCCCGGCCCGCCAGCAAGUACGUCGGCAUCGUCGCCUACAACGACUCCAAGCUGUGUAACAACCUCUUCGCCAGCGAACUCAACAGACGAUGGUGCUCCAAAGGCAUCACGAGCAGCUCACUACACCCGGGCAACAUGGUCAGCAGCUCGCUGGGCCGCCACUGGUGGGUGUGGCGAGCUCUCUUCACAGUUGUGCGACCCUUCACCAAGUCCCUGCAGCAGGCGGCCAGUACCAGCGUUUACGCCGCCACGGCGCCGGAGCUGGAGGGCUUCGGUGGCCUCUACAUCAACAACUGUUGCGCCUGUCCGCAAUCCGACGCGUCCGACGACCGGGAGCGGGCCGACCGCCUGUGGCGGCUCAGUGAGCAGCUGAUCACGGACCGGCUCGGCCCAGACGCCCUGCAGCCGCCGCUCAGCUGAGGGUGGCGGCUCAGUGGGCGGCUGAUCACGGACCGGCUCGGCCUAGACGCCCUGCAGCCGCCGCUCAGCUGAGGGUGGCGGCUCAGUGGGCAGCUGAUCACGGACCGGCUCGGCCCAGACGCCCUGCAGCCGCCGCUCAGCUGAGGGUGGCGGCUCAGUGGGCGGCUGAUCACGGACCGGCUCGGCCCAG
Messenger RNA from Pollicipes pollicipes, 1542 nucleotides. Its product is annotated as WW domain-containing oxidoreductase. The transcript is spliced from 9 exons. The record is from RefSeq and is a predicted model, not a curated record. Bases 108 to 1352 code for a protein of 414 amino acids. NCBI's taxonomy places the organism in Eukaryota, Metazoa, Arthropoda, Thecostraca, Pollicipedomorpha, Pollicipedidae. Gene Ontology annotation, molecular function: protein binding.